AUGUUGCAAAAAUUGAAUCAACAAGAACGUGAUAGUCAACUUUCCACUUUAUUGAAUACUAAUUCUUGGGAAUUACUUCAGGAGCGUGACGCUAUAAAGAAAACUUUUAAAUUUAAAAACUUUAAUGAAGCAUUUAGUUUCAUGACAAAAAUAGCUUUGAAAGCUGAAAAGAUGGAUCAUCAUCCCGAAUGGUUUAAUGUAUACAAUCGUGUUGAAAUUACUCUCACAACACAUGAUUGUCAAGGAUUAUCUAAACGAGAUAUUGAUCUUGCAAAUUUCAUUGAAGAUUCAUACAAAACUAUAUCAAAAUGA
This is a messenger RNA of Diversispora eburnea, 312 nucleotides long. NCBI's taxonomy places the organism in Eukaryota, Fungi, Glomeromycota, Glomeromycetes, Diversisporales, Diversisporaceae. The record is from the annotation of a GenBank genome assembly.